Penicillium cataractarum is the source of this 339-nucleotide messenger RNA. RefSeq lists its product as uncharacterized. The transcript is spliced from 2 exons. Bases 1 to 339 code for a protein of 112 amino acids. NCBI's taxonomy places the organism in Eukaryota, Fungi, Ascomycota, Eurotiomycetes, Eurotiales, Aspergillaceae. The record is from RefSeq and is a predicted model, not a curated record.
AUGUUCCGCCGUCAUCAUCGCCCAACUACUACCACUACCCGCGAAAGCAAGCCAUCCCUUAUGACCCGUCUGAAGGGGCCCAAUGCCCGAACGAAGACUGUCAAGACCAAGACCACAACUACCCGUCACGGUCCUGCUACGCACCGCACCUCCAAGCGUCGCUGGGGUGUUUCCCAGCCACAGCACCACCACAAGCGCAAGGUCACUAUGGGUGAUAAGGUCUCUGGAGCUAUGAUGAAGUUGAAGGGAAGCUUGACUCGCCGUCCCGGUGUCAAGGCUGCUGGCACUCGACGCAUGCACGGAACUGACGGUCGGGGAAGCCACCACCAUGUAUACUAG